Molecule: messenger RNA, 370 nt
Organism: Meloidogyne enterolobii
Lineage: Eukaryota; Metazoa; Nematoda; Chromadorea; Rhabditida; Meloidogynidae
Source: the annotation of a GenBank genome assembly
UUUAAUUAAUAAAAUUAAUAUAAUUCUUUUAUUAAGUGCCAUUUUUGGUAAAGAAGAAUUGUUGGUACACUGUUCUUGUUUUCAAUGUGCUACUUGUGGAAUGGAUUUGGAUACACCAGAAGAACACGUAUUUAAACGUGAUGGACGUUUUUAUUGUCAAGUACAUGGAUCUUUAAUUAAAAAUAAUAAUAAAAAUAAUAUUGAACAACAACAAUUGAAUAAAGAAGAAAAAUCAAAAAAUACAAAUUUUUUAAAUAAAGAAAAAUUAAAAAAUGAGGAUCAGCAGCAGCAGCAGGGGGAGCAACAACAAAAAGAAUGGUGGGAAAGAAGUGCCGAUGAAUUUAAUGGAAGUAAAAAAAGGUGUGUGUGA